GCUACUGAGUUGAGGGAUGCGACAUCCCCCUUGGAAGAAGAUGACUUAAAAUAUUUACAUGAAGCCCUUUAUAAAGUACGUGAUAAAUCCAAACCCUUGGGUUUACAAAUUGGCCUCAAAAUGAGCGACAUAAGGGCAAUUGAAGCCAAGCUAACUGAUCCCGGUGACCAACUGCUUGAAGCAUUAAGUGUUCGUUUAAAACAAGCCGAAACUCUCACAUGGAGUGACAUUGACAAAGCACUUAGAUCAGAUUGCGUAAGCGAGGGUAAGACAGCAGAUGACAUUCGUAAGAAGUUUGUUCGCUCUAAGCCAAGCGUUAUUGACGUAUUCUCUGACUCCUCCGACUCGGAUGACUGUGAUGGCCUUCCGGAGAUUGAGUUGUCUGGGGAGGAGAGCAAAAAACUCAGGAGAUUAUUUAAACGUUCGUUUGGUAAACUAUGCUGCCUCAAUUUCAACCCCAUUGAAACUGCUGCAUGUCUUCAGAAAAAAGGUAUUAUAUCAGUUGUAGUGAUGAAGGAUAUGCUCAUGUCACCUGAGUCACGACAAGCAAAGAUCAUUAGUUUGGUUAGUGGUUUGGAUGUGAAGAUAAAGAAACGACCAGACCUUCUCCUUGGGAUAAUUGAAGUUUUUAAAGAAAGUGAUGUUCUUCGAGAAGAAGGAGAUGAAAUGUCUAAGCAUGCAAGCAAAAUAGUUCCAAGAUUCUUUUGUCACAAAAAUGUUCCAGACGCUGUGGUUUGCUCAUCAGAAGUUUCAGUGAGCAAUAAACAGACACAAGAGGAAGAGAUUGCUAUUUCACAACAAUCAGAAACGCCUGAAAGAGCAGGUAAUAGUGCAGCAUCAUCAGAGAAAGUAAGUCAGUCUGUACCAGAAUCCAGCUUAAGUCCUGUGUUGAGCAAGUAUAAGGAGUACCUACUGUCUUGUUACAAAGCUAGAGCUCUUGCUCCAGCAGACAAGUAUCUUUCCACCCUAGAGGCUCCCUAUAUUAAUCUGGCCAUAAUAAGAAGGGGGUUACUCUAUAACCCUGAACAAAGAGAUGAAUUUAGCAGGAGAAUGUUGUACGGGGGAGUUGACGAAAUACUUGAGAGCAAGAAACCAAUCCAUAUCGAAAAUUUGUUGACUCCGGAACACAGUGGUAGGCCAGUCAGGUUCAUUCUGGUAGAAGGUCCUCCAGGGAUUGGUAAGAGUACCUUUGUCUGGGAGGCAUGCAGACGAUGGGACGAGAUAGAAAGCCUCAGAGAUUACCACACUGUGGUGCUGCUUAAGUUGAAGGAAAAGUGGGUCUUAAAUGCAGUGUCACUUUCAGAUCUAUUCAGAUGUCCGUUUCAGCCUGAAUUAAGCAAAAAUAUUGCGCUAGAAUUGCAUAAUACCCAAGGGAAAAAUUUUUUAAUGGUUUUAGAUGGGUUUGACGAGAUUUCUCUCAGUUUCGACGACAAUUCUGUCGUAAAAAGUAUUUUAUGCCGGCAACUUUUGCCAGAAUGCACCAUCAUUGUCACAACAAGAUCAUCAGCUAAACACACCCUUAAAAGUAUCUGCCAGCCCCAAAUUGAUAAACAUAUAGAAAUUGUAGGGUUCACAGAGGAAGAAAGAGUGAGGUAUAUCACUGAGGUUUUCAGUGAGAAACCAGGGCUUGAAGUGAAUUUCUUAAAAUACAUGUUUCUUGUCCCUCAUGUCAAGUCAAUGAUGUACAUUCCACUUAACUGCGCCAUUAUAGCACAAGUCUAUUACGAGUCUCAGAGUAGCCGCCACCUUGCUUUACCGAGAACGAGAACGCAGCUAUACAGGGCACUCGUUCAUUCAGUCCUUGUUCGACACAUGAAGAUGAAGGAAGAUGAUCGUGAGUUUACAAGCACGCUUCCAGAAAGUCUGAAUGACCACGAGAUGAAAAAGUUCAAGGCUUUUGCUAAGUUUGCCUUCGACACAUAUCACGAAGGAAAUUCAGAUUUAUUUUACGAAACGUGUGAAACAAGAAAGGGAACGUUUUUCAAAGAGGACAUUCCCGAGGGAUUGGUUCAUUUUGGUUUUAUGAAUGAAUCCACUGAAAUGUAUGCUGGGAAAGGGGUAGAGCGAGCGUUCUCAUUUGUGCAUCUGAGCCUGCAGGAAUACCUGGCAACUUGGCACCUUACUAGUACCUACAGCAUUGAAUUUCAGGUCGCUUAUCAUAAACUGGCCGUUGAUGGUGAUUUAAUGUAUAGAGGUAAAAGCAGAGACGAAAAAGCCCUUAUAUCAUCUUUAUGGCAACAAAGGUCAUCUCUGGUUGAACCAGCCAUAUUCCUAGCUGGCAUUACUGGCUGGAAAGGUCAAUCAGAAGAUGAUAAAAACCACUGGGAACUGUAUCUCAGUAAUGAUACUGCUAAUAUCAAAGAUCCCAGUGUCCUUUUACGGUCUCUUUACGAGGCUCAAAACCCAGCUAUCCUAUCACACUAUUUUUUAGCUGAAACGAGGAGCGGUUGCAGGCGGGAUGUCUCCAUUGGCCACUUUUCCUCGUCUUCGCAGUCCAUUCAGGCACCAUAUGAUUGCUAUGCCCUGUCCUACUGCCUGGCACAUUCCUCUGACAUAUUCAAUCUGUCACUGGGUGUUAGAAGAGAUAAUGAUAUUUCACUCGUGGAAACAUUUGUAAAAGGUCUUGAAGACCACUGCAAAUAUGCGAGGCCAAGAGUUAGAGAGCUCAAUGUUGAGCUGGAAAUUGAAUCACAGCCGAUUUCCACUACAGUAGUGUCUUGGCUAUUGAAAGCAAAUUGUUGGACUGAACUUGAGACUAUGAAAUUUGAGUGUCACUCCACUAUAGGUAGUGACGUUGUUCAGCAUUUGCUACGAAACCUUCGAAAAUUGAAAUUCAUUUAUAUCAGUAUUGGAUCUUGGGAGUGGCUUCCAGCGUUGAAGUCCCUUGGUAAUCAUGAGCUUAAAGGAUUUCACAUUACUAACAAAAAAAGUCGCCCAACACAAAAGUAUGCUCCGUAUUUCCACAGGCAAGCAGUCCCUAAUUGGACAGAGGCCGUUCUUGAUGUUGAAUUUCCUUCUACUACCAUUAGGUAUGAAGUCUCCUACUCAAUACAUUUAGGUAUCGAUUCACUCUUAAAAUCAGUCCAAAGAUCAAAUGAAUUUACUGAAAUGAAGCUGCACGAUAUAUCUCGUGAGACCAUGGCUGGUGUAUACAGCAUCUUACUACGUUGUUCCAGUCUUGCCACAUUGGAAAUUAAGAUGGGUAAACUUGGCUACGAUGGAAUUAUUUACAUAUGCAGCGCUCUGAUAAAAAACACAGCCCUAAGACAUCUUGUGAUUCAUGACGAUUUGCAUUUACCGCCCAAAAGAGGGAGAAGGAAAUAUGGCAAUAUUGAUUUUACAUCCCUGUCAUCAGCGAGACACAUUCCUCUACCAAGUAAAACAACCUGCACCGACUUCCUUCUACAACUUAAUACAAUUUUGAAACACAAUACCACCCUGAAAGAGGUAAAGAUCCAGACUGGACUGUUCCUCCCUCUAUCAGCAGGUAGACAUUGUGAAUAUUGCCAGUGGACAGGACUUGGACCUCUUCAACAGUUCAAUGUGGGGGCCGUUGCUAGUGGCAUGUCUCAUAAUCUCAGGAGAUCAUUCUCAUCAUCAGACAUGACUCAGCCU
Geodia barretti is the source of this 3615-nucleotide messenger RNA. NCBI's taxonomy places the organism in Eukaryota, Metazoa, Porifera, Demospongiae, Tetractinellida, Geodiidae. The record is from the annotation of a GenBank genome assembly.